AUGGCUGACGCCGCCCUUUCCUUUGCGAUUGAAAGACUUGGAGACUUGCUCAUUUCUGAAGCGAAAUUCUUGUAUGGAGUCGAAGGCCAAGUUGAGGAGGCACAGUCCAAGCUACGAAGGAUGCGCAGCUUCUUAAAAGAUGCCGAUGCAAUUGUGAGACGCGGAAUGGAUGCGGACAAUAGAGUACGCCUUUGGGUUGCAGAAAUAAGUGAAUUUGCUCUUGCUUUAGAAGAUGUUGUCGAAACUUUUGUCCUAAAAGUUGAGUCUCGAAGGACAGGAGGCGUCAAGAAUAUAUUGAAAAGGUUCGCUUGCAUUUUGAAUGAAGGAAUUGAGCUUCAUAAAGUUGGAUCCGAGAUCGACCUAAUUUUUACAAGAUUUUCAACCAUGACCUCAGAUUUUCAAGCAAUGGGCAUCACGAAAUUACCGGACAGCAAAGGAGAAAGUAGUUCUUCGAAUUACCAGCUCCAAAGACAGUUGAGGCGAGCUUAUUCUCAUGUUGCUGAAAAAGAUGUCAUCGGACUUGACGAAGAUAUGGAGAAGUUGGCAGCAGCGUUGACGAAACAAGCUAAUCCCCAUCGUGUGAUUUCUAUUUGUGGGAUGGGCGGUCUCGGAAAAACCACCCUGGCUAGAAAGGUUUAUCAUCAUCCUCAAGUCAACGGUCAUUUUGAUCGCUUUGCUUGGGAAUCAACAUCCCAACAAUGUGAAAAACGCGUUGUGUGGGAAGAAAUUUUAAUCAAACUUACUCCGAGCCCAACCAAGGAAAAAAGAGAAGAAAUCAAAUUAAUGGGAGAUGAUGAAGUAGCUAAGGAGCUCUGCAAAGUUCAGAAAGAUAACAAGUGUUUGAUUCUCCUCGAUGAUAUUUGGACCGUUGAUGCGUGGAAACUUCUAGAGGCUGCAUUUCCAGUACAAGAAGAGACAGAGAGCAGAAUCAUACUAACUACUCGUCACAGAGAGGUGGCUUUGUCUGCAGAUAAGGACGGCCUGGUCCAUGAACCACGGUUACUCAAUGAGAAUGAGAGUUGGGAGUUGUUUGAGAAGAAAUCUUCUUUCAGAAAACAAGGAAUAAGUAAUAUUUCUCACUUAUUCUCAUUUAAAUUUGCCGCACUAUUCAUCUUCAUAUCUAAUACAUACCAAUUUGAAGGCAUUUUCCCAAAAAGAUUAGUACAUCCACAAGUGGACUAG
Morus notabilis is the source of this 1182-nucleotide messenger RNA. Its product is annotated as putative disease resistance protein At1g50180. The record is from RefSeq and is a predicted model, not a curated record. The transcript has a single exon. Bases 1 to 1182 code for a protein of 393 amino acids. Gene Ontology annotation, molecular function: ADP binding. NCBI's taxonomy places the organism in Eukaryota, Viridiplantae, Streptophyta, Magnoliopsida, Rosales, Moraceae.